Molecule: messenger RNA, 736 nt
Organism: Eurytemora carolleeae
Lineage: Eukaryota; Metazoa; Arthropoda; Copepoda; Calanoida; Temoridae
Exons: 2
Coding region: 48-617 (189 amino acids)
Source: RefSeq, a predicted model, not a curated record
CUCUUCCUCGCCACUCUUCAACCGACAACCAUAGCUAGAAGACCACUAUGUUUAUCCUUCUAGUGUGCUUAGUAGCGGUCGCCUACAGCCAUGCUCAGGCUCCUGAAGGAGCAGCUCCACCAGCUCCUCUUCCUCCUCCAACAUGGUUCCUUGAGACAACCCUAGUCGGAACCUUCGGAGAGAGAUCAGCUCAGUGUGAGGAACUGUUCCCGGAGUACAAGGAGACUGCCUCCAACGGUCCCAUCUUUAUCCCUGAGGACUCUGAUGCUGAUAUCUGCAUCAACUUCCCUCCCCGUACCCUAGAGGACGGUAGGGAGCUCAAGGGAGGAUGGAGACACGACAAGGGAGCCAAGGGAGCCUGUGCCAACGGUUGCUGUGAGUUCCAGCCUCCUACCAAGGCUGCUCCUGCCAAGGUUGACCAUCCCAGCUGGUUCGAGACUUCCUCUGACUGCUCUGAUGACAAGAAUGUUGUUAAAGGAGCUCCUAUUCUUUUCAAGGGAAAGAACGGAGAUGAGAAGACUGUCUGUGUUGCUGGAGAGGACGGAUACGUCCUUACUCAGGGUAGUAUUGGAAACUGCGGAGGAGAUUGCUGUAUUUUCUACGGGAAGGAAGAGUAAGAAUUGAAACCAUCUAUGAAGAUAGACCUACUGUGAUUUUACCGGUGCUUGAAAAUUAUAAAAUGUUUAUAUUGUCAAUCAUUGGGAGCUACGUAUUUAAUAUAUAAUUCUAAGAUGAA